This is a messenger RNA of Fonsecaea multimorphosa CBS 102226, 1503 nucleotides long. RefSeq lists its product as uncharacterized. The transcript has a single exon. NCBI's taxonomy places the organism in Eukaryota, Fungi, Ascomycota, Eurotiomycetes, Chaetothyriales, Herpotrichiellaceae. Bases 1 to 1503 code for a protein of 500 amino acids. The record is from RefSeq and is a predicted model, not a curated record.
AUGGUGCGCAAGAAGUCAAAACAGCCCCGAACAUUCCUGGAAGAGGCAGGCCCCAGCAGCAAGGCUGAUAUCCAUGCAGCAGCAUCUGACUCGCCCCAAUCGCUUGAUGGAGUGUCAUCAGCAUCUUCUACAUCUUCCUCCUCGCGUAUUACUUCCAUUCGCGACCAAGAAGAGACUGUCCAUGCUUCGCAGCGGCGGAAGCUUGACAGUCCCAUCCCAGCGGCUCAGUCUAGUUCUGAGUCCUCUUCUGAGGCUCUCUCAGCGCCGCAGCCUGAUGUCCCAGGAGCAGCAUCCAGGCAAAGCUCGGCGGAGCAGCGAGCACGCCGAAUUCGGAGAGAACAAAUCAGACAUCAGGUCUGCCGUACUCUGGACCUCAUAAGCAUGGUCUGCUGGGGCGACGAGGAGACAGCACUCGCUACGCUGCGCCGCUCAUACCUCGAUGCGAUGGAUAGGAUCGACCGUGGCGACGGGGGUGCUCUUCUUUUCCGUCCCGGCGACCCCUACUUUCGACAAAGCAACCGCAUUUCUCCCGAAGGAUAUCAGGACUGGGUGCUUCCCCUGGGCCACUUCAAUCUCGACGCACGUCAACAGAGACACGGACGCCGACGACCGAGACAUAGACCCUACCCGGGUGGAAUUAACGUGAUGGUCGAUGGUCGAGACCUCGAUCUCGAUCUCGAGGACCAGGCUCUUGUCGUUAGACUGUAUGGUCGUGGUGGUCGAUCCACAGUACCACAAUCUGAAGCCCGCCAGCACCGUCGCCAGGGCCCUGGGGAAUCGCAUGGGGGCCGACGACAUCCUCGCCGUCCUGCCUGCGAGCGAUCUCCUCCACCUCCUCCCGCCCAACGAGGACGAGGUCAAGGCAGCCACCUGCGGGAAUCUCUCCGCGAUGCCUCGGAAGAAAACCAGCCCGAGCCGGAACCCUCUGCAUCUACUCUUCGAGCCUCGCAGAACCACCACUCAGCAACGCAUAUUGCCAACACCACAGCCCCGUCUCGCACCACUGGGCGACUGCGUGCCCGCGCCAGCCGUUCCCCCGAGCAUACCUGGAUCCCCGGGCCGGCGGAACUGCACUCGCCGCACCAUACAUCCCGCUACCGCCGAGCAUGGGAAGCCUUCAACCGCCGAGAAGUGGACAACCCUCUGAUCCCUCCACGGGAGAAGCAGCGCGGGCCUCCGCAGAAGCAGAAGCCGCGCCAACUCACAACCAAAGCGCAGUCAUCAACGCCGCAGCCGGGGCCGGAUAAUCAAGGUCCGGACCCUAAACCCAAACCUCGACCUAGACCUAGUGGUCCGACACCAAUAACGACGCGCUCGGCAGUGACAAGCUUGUCCGGACAGAGUCGGCAUCAUUGCCUAGGGUCCCUGCCACAUGGAAAUGGAAACGGUAGCGCUGGCACUAUUGGGAUGGGGUUAGAUACGGUCCACGGAGUCGGUGUUGACGGUCAUGAUGGCGGUGGUGUAGCUCUUGAGGACUAUGGUGUUGAGUUUGUAAACGUAUAA